UGUAUCGGCAGCGGCAACAGAAGCCGAAUGUAAUGUUGUUUGGUAUGUGGGUUUGUUUUUGUUUAUGUUGUCAUGUUGUUAACAGUAUUUCAUAUAGAAGUUUCUUAGCAUUUGUGCAGUGUAUAUCUUUGCCUGAUACAUUCACUUCAGGUGCUGACAAAUUGUUCCUGGUAUUGAGUAUCAUCAUAAUAGAAUCACUUUAUUUAUCGAGACUCUAAAGACUGUCUUAGAUGUGAAAUUUGAAGGAACAGUUCCUGAAGAAGUAAUAUUAGAAAGUGAAGUGACGAAUUAAAAUUUUACAUCUGAACAAAACUGUUGAUAAUUAAAUGCAACAAAACAGAUAACAGUUUUUAAAAAGUGUUCAUGAAAAAAACAUUUGAGAUUCGUAUAGUUUUAAUAUUGUUAUCGGUAAAACUUUUACUAUGGCUGAAAACAAAUUAGAUGUCUGUAUUGUGGAUUCUGGAGAGAUGAAGCGAAAGUAUGAAGACGAAAUUUUCGGCAGUCAAACUUAUACUAAAAGACAAGCACUAGAGCUUAAUAAAACAGUUCAUGCAAUUUCUAUUGUUGAAAAUAAAAAAUCAGCUGAAGUUAUUUAUACACAAUCAAAGAAAAAGACACAAGUUUCAAAAAAAGCAAAAAAUUUCAAACAUAAAGCUGUAACUGCUUUGAGUACUUUAAAAACGCCUACUUAUGGGAUGAAGCCUUGUUCAGUUAUUAUUGAACCUAUUGAUAUAGAUCAAUUAGGAUAUAAAAGUUCACCCGAAUUAAGUAAAGUAACAAAUGCUGAAAAAAAAUCAAGUAAUGUCCACAAUACUACAUUCAGUAGUAAUCAUCGGCAAAAAAGAUUAUCAGUUGUUAAUACUAAAAAUAAGCCUUCAAAUAAACUAAUUAAAGCAUUAAAAUCUGUAGAUUCAACUGUAUCAGAUGAGAAGUUAGAUUCAAGUGUCACACCUAUGAAUAGAGUAAUAACAACUAAAGAUUUUAUUAAUGCAAACAUUUUAAACCUAGGUAAUAAGGGUGGAAGGUAUAAUGUGAGUGAAAUUAAUAAAAAACAACAUGUAUCAAAACAAAUGAAUAAUAAGUCAACUAAUAAAAAUAUAUCAUCAAAGAUACAAACUGGUUCAAUAAAUACCAAAACACCAUUAUUUGAAGAACUUACAGUCACAGAUUUUAUUGAAAUGAACUCAUCUAAACUAUCUCAACAAUUUUACUCACCUCAUACUAAUUCGACUUUGAAAGAGUCUAGGUUAUCAACAUUUAAACCAAGUAAAAACUCAGAUCAAGUAAACAUUUCACAUUCCAAAGAGCCUCCUUCAGUUCAAACAGAUUCUCAAAUUUCUGAAUGUCUAAUAGAUGAAUCUGUGUCAACUAAUGAAGGCAUAAACCUUAAAGGCAAUGGUUCACAAAUAAUUGUAAAUACUAAUAUAAUAGCCACUAAUCUGAAUUCAACAUCAAAUUGUUCUCAUAGACAACCAAACUUUACUCCAAAUGAUGUCGGAGUACCAGAACUAUCAAAUUGCAAAUCUCUUACAAUCACAGACAAAUCUAAUAAAAGUCAAAAUCCAACAGAAUUGCCUGAAAAUGAUUUAAUUGUUCCAAAUUUGUUGUCAUUUAGUAACUCUCCCAAUUUGACUGUUUCAGUAUAUUCUUCUGGACAACAAUUAGUACAUUUAAACACGUCACUUCUUCCAAACCAGAUGAAUUCUCUGAAAGUACAAACAAAUUUAGAAAAAGUGUUCCAAAAAAAUCUUAUUCAAAUUUUGCAGAAACCGGAUUCUAUGUCAAGUAUUACAAGAAAUAAUAGAAAUAAUGUUCAAACCCAAACUUUUAAUUCAAGAAAUAUAAAACAAGUUGUGCAACAAGUGAAUCAACAAAAGUCACCAACGAAUUGUGGUAUUUGGUUACGUUCAAACAAAAAAUCUGAAGAAAAGAACACAUCUCAAAUACAAUUGUUUAGCUCGGAAGAUAAAACACUUUCAUCAUCACAUUGUGUUUCAAUUUCUGAGAAACAUACAGCAUCAACUAUAAGUUGUACUCUGUCACAAAGCCAAUCUGUCAGUUUGACAAGUAAUUUAUCAUCAGAUCUACAGACCCUUGGAGGUACAACUAUAAAUAACACAAUGAAACCCUUAACAAAUGAUCAAAUAGCUAAUUGUGAUUUAGAACACAAAUUAGGUCAUGUAUGUUUCAGAAAGAAAAAUAAAGAUCUGGAAGAAAUUUUAGAUGGAACACCACCCUUUAUUCAAGAAGUGUUUAAAUGUGACAAUAUUAGAGAUGGAUUUAAUAAUGCUGAUCUUGUAUUUGUCCUCAGUUUAUUACCAGAUAUUGAAGAAAUGACAGAUGCACAAAAAAGGACUUUUCAGGUUAUGGUAAUAGAAUCACUGAAAAGUGUGUUCGGUGAGACACAGUAAUAGUUAUCUAUAAUUAUAAUUAAACUUACUUCAUCAAUCAAUCAAUACCAUAGAAAGUGAAAAAUACAAACUAGUGGGGACCGUAGGUCAGGUUACCGAUUUGUUCAAAUUUUGAAAUAUAACCUAAAAAUAACACAGACCUAAGCAAUUUUUAAAUAUUUAGAAUAAAUAAAAACAAACAAUUGUGAUAUACAUUUAGUAUGAUAUUUAGGUGAUUUUAAUGAAGAAACAUAUAGUACAGUUACUGUACACAAAAAGAAUUUACUACAAACCUAAUUGUGAUACAGAUCAUUAAAAUGUUACUGAUAAAUUUUGGUAAUAUUCUGUUACAUGAGUGUGUUUCAACAUUUUUUUCUACCAGCCAAGUCCUUCAUUCACUUAAGUAGCAAGAGAUGAUAUAGACUACAUCUGGGUGU
Molecule: messenger RNA, 2827 nt
Organism: Homalodisca vitripennis (glassy-winged sharpshooter)
Lineage: Eukaryota; Metazoa; Arthropoda; Insecta; Hemiptera; Cicadellidae
Product: CAR1 transcription factor-like
Exons: 2
Coding region: 423-2411 (662 amino acids)
Molecular function (GO): DNA binding
Source: RefSeq, a predicted model, not a curated record